AUGUUGUAUGAGCCACCCCUGUAUUAUGUAACUAUUGAGGAGACUUUUGACGUCAUCAAACGUGCUCAUAUUGCAACAGGACAUGGUGGGCGUGACCGCAUGAUUAAGGAGUUACAACGAAAAUAUGCCAACAUCACAACAAAGGCCUUGGAGCUCUUCAAAUCACUGUGUGAGGAAUGUCAGAAGAAAAGGAAAAGACCAAUGACCAAGGGUGUAAUGCUGCGUCCUAUACUCAGUAAGGAAUUCGCAUCAAGGGGCCAGGUUGAUUUGAUUGACAUGCAAUCAAUGCCACGCUCUAACUUUAAAUGGAUCGUGAUGUACCAAGACCAUCUCACCAAAUUCUGCAUUCAUCGUCCUCUUCACACCAAACGUGCUACAGAGGUUGCCUUCCAGCUUGUAGAUAUCUUCCUUCUCAUGGGUGCCCCUGCUGUUAUGUGGAACGUGUAA
Molecule: messenger RNA, 447 nt
Organism: Penaeus chinensis
Lineage: Eukaryota; Metazoa; Arthropoda; Malacostraca; Decapoda; Penaeidae
Product: KRAB-A domain-containing protein 2-like
Exons: 2
Coding region: 1-447 (148 amino acids)
Source: RefSeq, a predicted model, not a curated record